Messenger RNA from Perkinsus marinus ATCC 50983, 529 nucleotides. RefSeq lists its product as hypothetical. NCBI's taxonomy places the organism in Eukaryota, Perkinsozoa, Perkinsida, Perkinsidae. Gene Ontology annotation, cellular component: RNA polymerase II, core complex. Gene Ontology annotation, biological process: DNA-templated transcription. The record is from RefSeq and is a predicted model, not a curated record. The annotation marks the transcript as partial. The transcript is spliced from 5 exons. Gene Ontology annotation, molecular function: DNA-directed RNA polymerase activity; ribonucleoside binding; DNA binding.
AUGCUAAAGUCGGAGUACUGUUGGCUUAAGAACCAGACGGAGCGAGGCUUGGUCGAGAUGGGAGAGUGCGUGUUCGAUCAGGGAGGGUACUUUAUCAUCAAUGGGUCAGAGAAAGUGCUAAUUGCGAUGGAGAGGAUGGCCAAUAACUUUGUGUAUUGCUUCCAGAAGAAGCAGCCAGCGAAGUAUACGUGGAUAUGUGAGAUUCGGUCCCAGGCUGAGGGUAUGCUCAGCACAAGUGGGUUCUCGGUGAAGAUGUUGGCCAAUCUGGGAGGGAGGAGUGCGGCUAGAGGACAGAUCGUCUGCUCAAUGCCGUAUAUCAACGCGGACAUCCCUGUGGUUAUUCUCUUCCGAGCCCUGGGCUGCGUAUCGGACCGUGAGGUUAUUGAAAGAAUCGUCUAUGACUUUUCCGAUACACAGAUGAUGUUCUUAUUGAGGCCUAGUAUAGAAGAGGCGAUGCCGAUCAUGAGUCAGGAGGUUGCCUUGGACUUCAUCGCUAAAAGAGGGCCAACUAUUGGGACAUCGAAGAGUG